Messenger RNA from Camelina sativa (false flax), 810 nucleotides. Its product is annotated as thioredoxin-like 3-1, chloroplastic. Gene Ontology annotation, cellular component: chloroplast stroma. Lineage: Eukaryota; Viridiplantae; Streptophyta; Magnoliopsida; Brassicales; Brassicaceae. The record is from RefSeq and is a predicted model, not a curated record.
CCAAAAAUAUCUUUAAUUAUGGCAUAUGAAAACUUAAAAAUAUCUCAUCAUAUAGCUUCUCUAUCGACAAAUAUUCACACAGAAACCAAAAAAAAAAAUUUAAUGGCAGCUUUGGCAUCAAACCCUCAAAUGCUAACUAGACAAGCUCAUAGUAACAAGAACGAGCAAUUUCGGAGGAGGGAGAGUUUGAAUUUGGAGAAGAAGUGUGGGUUUUGUGUGAGGAGGGUUCACAGUAAUGAAAAGCUUGGAAAGUCACAUAUGGAGAAAGAGUGGAGACGAAAAGCCUUCUGGUCAUCAAACACAUAUCAGCCCACGACUGUGGAGAUGGAACCCAUUAACAACGUUGAAGAGCUUGACGCUGUUCUCUCUCACGCUCGCCAACUCUCUCAGCCUAUCAUCAUCGAAUGGAUGGCUUCAUGGUGUCGAAAAUGUAUUUACUUGAAGCCUAAGUUGGAGAAGUUGGCGGCAGAAUAUAACAACCGAGCAAAAUUUUACUACGUGGAUGUAAACAAGGUCCCUCAAACAUUGGUGAAACGUGGAGACAUUUCGAAAAUGCCCACCAUUCAGUUAUGGAAGGAAGAUGAGAUGAAAGAGGAGGUGAUAGGAGGUCACAAAGGAUGGCUUGUCAUUGAAGAAGUUAGAGAAUUGAUCAACAAAUAUGUCUAAUCUUCACUUUCCCCUUCCUUUUUUUUUUGUGUCUUCAAUUGAUAUGUACAGUCAGUUUUCUUCUUUCCUUUAUUUACUAUCUAUAUACAAUUUCAAACUUUUUUUUUUGAUAAAAAUCAAGAAGUUUCACCUUUUUAAUGUGUA